AUGAGUGGUCUUCUCAUUGUAGACGUGUCACAAAAUUCAAUAGAGGGAGAAGUUCCAUCAGAUAUUGGAGGACUGAAAACUAUUGUAGAACUAGAUCUUUCUUGUAACCACUUUUCAGGCAUGAUACCAAGCCAAUUGGGGGACCUCCAAAACUUGAAGUCUCUUGACCUGUCGAAUAAUUCAUUUUUAGACUCAAUUCCAUUAUCCUUUGCCAAGUUGAUAAGCUUAGAAUACUUGGAUUUGUCUUUAAAUGCCUUGUCAGGUAGUAUUCCUAAGUCUUUGGAAAAACUCUUGUAUCUUAAAACCAUUAAUGUUUCAUUUAAUAAUUUAGAAGGUGAAAUACCCAAUGAUGGUGUGUUUGUAAAUUCCACUCUACAAUCAUUUCUUGGGAACAGAGGUCUAUGUGGAAUGCACAUAUUGGAGGUUCCUACUUGCCCUAUCAAUAAUCCUGGGAAACAAUUAAAGUCUAAGGAGCUUAUGCUAAAAAUUGUUACUCCAGUGGUUAUUUCAUCCUUUAUGAUACUCUUGUUGAUCUCAAUUUGGAUAAUGAAACGAAAGAAGAUAGGAAAGUCCAAGGAUGUUGAAAAGGUUUUGGAGAUCAGGACUUAUCAAUUGAUUUCUUAUCAUGAGAUUCAACGAGCAACAAAUAAUUUUGAUGAAUCAAAUUUAAUUGGUGAGGGAAACUCUGGUUCUGUGUACAAAGGCACAUUAUCUAGUGGAACUGCAGUGGCCAUAAAGGUUCUAGAUUUGGAAAAUGAGAAAGUAUGCAAGAGGUUUGAUACCGAAUGUGAAGUGAUAAGAAAUGUUAGGCACAAAAAUCUUGUCCCUGUGAUUACUACUUGUUCUCGUGAUUAUAUAAGAGCCUUUGUUCUGCAAUUUAUGCCCAAUGGAAGUCUGGAGAAUUUGUUGUACAAAGAAGAGCCCAACUUGAACCUUCUUCAAAGUGUCAUUGUAAUGCUUGAUGUAGCCAUGGCAAUUGAAUAUCUACAUCAUGGUAAUGUCACUCCAAUAGUUCAUUGCGACCUAAAGCCAACUAACGUUCUUUUGGAUGAAGAUAUGGUGGCUCAUGUUGGUGAUUUUGGAAUCUCUAAAAUUUUAGCCGUAAGCAAGUCCAUGGCACAUACUGAGACACUAGGAAGUCUUGGUUACAUUGCACCAGAAUAUGGCUUGGAGGGAAUAGGAUCCACUAGUGGUGAUGUUUAUAGCUACGGCAUCAUGUUGAUGGAGGUUUUGACCAAAAGAAGGCCAACAGAUGAAGAGAUAUGCAAUGAAAAUCUUGACUUGAGGAAAUGGAUAACACAAUCAUUUUCAGGGACUUUGAUGGACGUUGUGGAUGCCAAUCUUUUUUCUGAGGAAGAACAAAUAACUUCUAAAAGUGAAAUCUGCAUAGGCUCCAUGAUAGAAUUGGCUUUAGACUGCACAAAGGAAAUGCCAGAAUCAAGGAUAACCAUGAAAGAUGUAGUCAAAAGGCUUAACAAAAUCAAGAACGAAUUUUUGGAAAUGUAG
This is a messenger RNA of Solanum tuberosum (potato), 1506 nucleotides long. RefSeq names its product probable LRR receptor-like serine/threonine-protein kinase At3g47570. Gene Ontology annotation, molecular function: ATP binding; protein kinase activity; protein binding. The record is from RefSeq and is a predicted model, not a curated record. Gene Ontology annotation, biological process: protein phosphorylation. The coding region runs from base 1 to 1506 and encodes 501 amino acids. The transcript has 2 exons. NCBI's taxonomy places the organism in Eukaryota, Viridiplantae, Streptophyta, Magnoliopsida, Solanales, Solanaceae.